CUUUAUUCAAAUAAAAUGUGUGUAGCUAUUGUUUUAAAUUUUUUCAAGACCUUAAGAAUUCCUAAGCUCAGCUAUUAGAGUUUAAAACAAGUAUAUUGUGUGAUUAGUGAUCAAAUGGUUGGAUAAAACCAUUAUGCUGCAACCGCAAGGAAAUAAUGGCGGCAACUAUGACAACUAUCUAAUGACAACAAAUCGUACUACAGUUUAGUCAUUUUUUAAAUAUUUCUUUCGCUUUUGAUAAUAUUCUACAUUGUCUUUGCUGCAGUUUUAAAUUGUUUUGUAUUCGCUCUCUAGUUUAUCAGUUGAUUCUACACAAUGAGUCUUUGGGUUGAUAAGCAUCGUCCUAAAAAUUUAGCGCAAUUGGAUUAUCAUAAAACACAAGCUAAUCACUUGAAAAAAUUAGUGAAUAGUGGUGAUUUUCCUCAUAUUCUACUGUAUGGACCUCCCGGUGCUGGAAAGAAAACUAGAAUUAUGUGUCUUCUUCGUGAGUUAUAUGGAGCAGGUGUAGAGAAGUUGAGGAUUGAACACCAACUUUUUGAAACUCCUUCAAAACGAAAAGUUGAAAUAAUUACUAUUGCCAGCAACUAUCAUAUUGAAGUCAACCCAAGUGAUGUUGGAAUAUAUGAUAGAGUAGUCAUCCAAGAACUGUUGAAGACAGUUGCACAGACUCACCAGUUAGAUACUCACACUCAAAAAGAAUUCAAAGUUGUUGUUUUGAUGGAAGUUGAUAAACUUACAAAAGAUGCACAACAUGCUCUAAGGAGAACGAUGGAAAAGUAUAUGGCAACAUGCCGAAUCAUUCUGUGCUGCAAUUCUAGCAGUAAAGUUAUUCCUGCUAUAAGAAGUCGUUGCUUGGGCAUUCGUGUUGCUGCACCUGCUAUUUCUGAGAUUUCCACAAUCCUUCAAAACGUUUGCCGAAAGGAGUGUCUAUCGCUGCCCUCAGAGCUUGCAAAUAGAAUUGCAGAAAAAAGUAACCGCAACUUGAGAAGAGCAAUUUUGAUGUGUGAAGCAUGCAGAGUUCAACAAUAUCCAUUUACUGAUGAUCAAGAAAUUGUGGAACCUGACUGGGAGGUUUUCUUGCAUGAUACGGCUAAUUUUAUAGUGCAAGAACAGAGUCCCAAAAGGUUAGCAGAGGUUCGUGGUCGAAUAUAUGAAUUGAUAUCACAUCUUGUUCCUACAGACGUAAUAUUUAAGGGCUUGUUGAAAGAACUUGUGAAUAACUGCGAUGGUCAAUUGAAAGGUGAAGUUACCCAGCUUGCUGCGUUUUUUGAACAUCGUUUGCAAUUGGGUAGCAAAGCUAUAUAUCAUAUUGAAGCAUUUGUAGCAAAAUUUAUGGCUUUGUACAAAAAAUUUCUUGAAGAAAAUAUGGCUGAUGUUUACUAAAUUUUUCAAUAAUAUUAAAUCUUUAUAUUUUGCAUUUUAUGCUUUUUGAAUUUUUAUUGAUAUCUCUACCAUGUACAAUUUUCA
This is a messenger RNA of Uloborus diversus, 1467 nucleotides long. It is a transcript of the gene RfC38, whose product is annotated as replication factor C subunit 3-like. Bases 316 to 1383 code for a protein of 355 amino acids. The transcript has 8 exons. Gene Ontology annotation, cellular component: DNA replication factor C complex; nucleus. The record is from RefSeq and is a predicted model, not a curated record. Gene Ontology annotation, molecular function: DNA clamp loader activity; ATP hydrolysis activity; DNA binding. Gene Ontology annotation, biological process: DNA-templated DNA replication; DNA repair. NCBI's taxonomy places the organism in Eukaryota, Metazoa, Arthropoda, Arachnida, Araneae, Uloboridae.